Molecule: messenger RNA, 4984 nt
Organism: Eleginops maclovinus (Patagonian blennie)
Lineage: Eukaryota; Metazoa; Chordata; Actinopteri; Perciformes; Eleginopidae
Gene: dennd2c
Product: DENN/MADD domain containing 2C
Exons: 19
Coding region: 1410-4202 (930 amino acids)
Source: RefSeq, a predicted model, not a curated record
CAUUUGCUAUGAUUCUCCACUGUAAAAACGAUUAAGUGCUUUUCAAAGCCUAGUUGAAAAUAUUAUCUGCUGAACAUCUGGCAUUGAGAAUUUGAAAUGAGUUAAAACUGAUUGAACACAUUAUAUUUAUAGGAGUUUCAAAUCUCGUAACGUCCCCAUUCAUAUUUAUUAGCUUGUGAAGUCUCGCAGGUGCAACUCAUAAACACAAUCUCCAUAUUUCCCAUGACACUUGAAGACAACAGUAUUUAUUCAUCAUUGACAGCUGCAGGAGUGGAUGUGAUGACGUCUUCGCUCUUGUCUUCCAAAUUUACUCACAAUCAAAUCUGCGUUAAGCUAGACGUAAACACCAAGAGUACAACCGGAAUGUAAAGAACUUGCCAAGAAAAUAAGAGAAACUGAACUAUAAAUAAAUCAGAUAUGGAAUUGGUCGACGGUAAACUUGAUCUUAAAAAUGACAUUCACUUGUGAUAAACAAGUAGGAAAAGUGAGGUUCAGGCAUAUUGGAUUUUUACACACCGUUUUUCAUGAUUUUCUUAAGCGCAUUUUAACUUAAAAUGGCAAUUUACGUUUCCAAACUGAUAUGAUAGUUAUUGUCCUAUAAAUAAUAAUCACAAAUUCAGACACAAAACCUGAAUACAUAUCCCUUAUCUGCAGUUAUUAAUGAAAAUAAAUGUACUUCCAAAAUCAAUUACUUAACACUUACAAUAUUUGUUCAAAAUAUAUAAAUAAAAACUAAGCUUUAGAACAUCAAGGUACAGCAUUAAUUGUGUAAUUUUACAUCGACAGUUGGAGAAAAACGUGGGGAAUGUUAAACAUUUUUUGCGCUUGUCAGUAAAGACCUUUAUUGUGGAAGUUGUAACCGGAAGUAGUUAUUUUUCUUACUGACUUGACACUAACUGUCCUGAGCUGAGCAGGAGGGCGAGGAGUGCUUCACUUUUCUCUAGUCCAUGGACACUUCCUUUGUUGUUGUGUCUAGUUAUUAGAAUAGUGGACACAUUUUUGUGCGACAUUAAAGUAUUUUCUAAUGAAAGUAUUUUAAAAUAAGUUAACUUUAACUAUCUGUGGACUAUAACGCCUGGACUUUGUGAGACUGCUAACCUCUCCGGUUUGAACGAUGCCAGCGAGUAUAACGUUACUCGGAUUUUAUUUGCCUUUUUUUAUUUUAUCGACAGAAAUAUGAGGAUAGGGCAUCCGUUUUGCUUACACUACAAGGGGUUGUUUACAAAAGGAGCCACGGGGGAAAUGACACUAUGCUAGCACAGAAAGACUCAUAAAGACAUAAAGGAUCAGUAACAACCAUAACCCUUGUGCCGUUCCUGCAUUCUGGAUUAUUUGACCGCAGAUUACGUGGUUUUGCCUGUCCGUCUUUGCAAGGAAAUCCCUGAUGCCUUCACUUGCCCCCUCUCAACAUGCUGGCUCUGAAGCUGGAGCAGGGCAGGCGAGGGGGUGGUGAAGUCGACCGCCUGCAAAAAGGGGCCACUGUGGCUCGGCAGUCGGGGAGGCCCCCUACUCAGGAGCAGGGCAUCAACAUUAAGCAGAAGAUCUCCCAGUGGGAAGGUCGCAGCCAGCAGGGCAGCAGCCAGGAUGCCGGCGUGAAGGCACAUCCUCCGACUGUAUCCCGAACUCUGUCUGGAGAGAUCCUUGGCAACGGAUGUCCCAAUGAGGGGUCGAGAGGGGGGCUUAAGGCGAAACCCAACCUUUCCAAAUCUAUGACUCUGGGAUUGGAUUUUCGGGAAUCCCCAGCACGGGCUGAAAAUGUGGUCGGUAGGAGGUCCGAACCUCUACAGAAAUGCUCCACAGAAUUUUCAACCACAACCCCGGGGAAUAAACCACUUGUAAAACAAAAGUUUGUGUCCCCUAAAGUGGAGGCCAACACUACAGAUAAACCAACCCUCACUGCCAAUGGAGACCGAAAGACGGGUCGCAUCUUGGAUGUCGACGCAGUUCCUAAACUUCUACCUCUAUCGAUGGAUGACCAAGAUGACAACAUUCCUGCUGGAAACUUCUACACUUCCCGGGGUUUCUGGCGUAAGCUCGAGGGGGACAGGCUGCUCUGGCAGAAAGGCCGGGACUCUUCAGGUGAAGUUCAGCCUCCUCCCAAACCUCUGCGGACGUUCGAGUAUCAGGGAGCCAACGACAACAGCACGGUGCGAUAUGACAGCAGAUCCACUCACAACAACCGCUCCAACGUGAGGAGUAGGAGGGUGGCCCACCCACCUAACUUCCCGCCUCCUCCGUGUCCUGUUGCAAAUACUAAUGGGCUUUCAAGGCAUAAAAAGAACAGGAAGUCCUUUGAGUACGAGGAUGCGGCGCGUCUGACGGCGAAGAAAGGAACGCUUGGAGGCGAGGAUAGACACUCGGGCCUUUACCACGCAUACUCUGACGACAACAUUUACGAGGAUAUCGUUUGUGACGUUACCAGAGACAACCCCUAUGAGGAUGUCAAGCUCACGCCCAUGUGUCUCCCAAUUGCAAGGCCACACGGCCCAAAGCUGCCUCCUAAACCCCAAACGUUGCAAGGCUACGCUAGCAGGGUGGACAGAAAGAGGUUUCAAACGACAACAGCAUCCAAAGCGUCUACACUUGCGGAUACUCCCAAACCAGCUACACCCCGGCGCGCAAGCACUCAAAAGAUACAGAGGACGCCUCAGUAUGUCAACAAGAUUGAGACCAUCUUUGACGACAAGCGAGGGAGGAAGAGAGUGAAGAACCAGGGGGUCUCAGUGCGAGAGGAGACGAGUGGGACAGAGAGCGACCCGGAGGACAACAGCAAAGCAGGCUCCAGGAGAUCAGUUUACAUCCAAUCUACACUGAAGCGUCGGCCAGGCUACCGCACCCUGGAGAGAGACCUGAUCCAGCUGCAGCAGCAGCAGCUUUUCCAGAUCUUUGUGGUGGUGUCGCUGAGAAAAGGCUCCCCAGGAAACACAUACUCCCCCGUAAUCACUCAGCAGUUCCCUAAACUGUUUGAGAAGUCGUCGCGGUUCUCCAAAGAGGCAGAGGAUCAGCUGAAGGUCAUUCCCCAGUUCUGCUUCCCCGACUCUCAGGACUGGAAGCCCUCGUCAAACACUCCAAGUGAGACAUUCUCCUUUGUCCUGACCGGAGAGGACGGCAGCCGCUGGUUCUGCUACUGCCGGAAGAUCUUGCCCAUUGGAAAAGGGAAGAGGCUUCCUGAAGUGCACUGCAUCGUCAGCAAACUGGGCUGCUUCAACCUCUUUGCAAAGAUCUUGGAGGAGGUGGAGAGGCGCAGGGAGAUUUCCCCAGCGCUGGUUUACCCAUUUAUGCGCAGCGUGAUGGAGGCCCCCUUUCCAGCCCCUGGGCGCACUGUCACCGUCAAGAGCUUCCUCCCCGGGUCAGGGAAUGAGGUACUGACUUUGUGUCGCCCGGUGGACUCCAGGCUGGAGCACGUUGACUUCGACAGCCUGCUGCAGUGCCUCAGUGUCGGGAACCUCCUGCAGGUGUUUGCCUCCCUUCUGCUGGAGAGGAGGGUCAUCUUCAUCGCUGACAAACUCAGUGUGUUGUCCCGGUGUAGCCACGCAGUGCUGGCGCUGCUGUACCCCUUCACCUGGCAGCACACCUUUGUGCCCGUGCUACCGGCCAGCAUGCUGGACAUCAGCUGCUCCCCCACUCCAUUCCUCAUCGGAGUGCUGGCACCCUGCCUGCCAGAUCUGCUGGAGCUGCCCAUAGAGGAGGUGCUCAUUGUGGAUCUGUGUGCAGACAAGUUUGUCAUUCAGCUGGGCGAUGAGGACUGCAUCCUGCCUAAUAAACUGCAGGCGGCGCUGCAGCAGAUCCUGGAGCAGCGGGAAGAUAUCCUGAGACAGGAGGACGGAGACAGUCGCGGAGGUCAGCAGGCUGAUCUGAGCUCUCUGCUGUCGGAGGGUUUUGUUCGGUUGUUCGUGGAGCUGGUGGGCCACUACCCUCUGCACAUGGUGGAGUCCUCCAACGGGAGCAGGGAGUUCCAGCGCGACAGCUUCCGCAAGUCCCACCCGUCCCGUGGAGUGCGUCAGUUCCUGCAGUUCUUCAUGGACACGCAGAUGUUUGCUGGCUUCAUUCAGGACAAAGAGCUACGCAAGGGAGGAGGAAGAGGUCUCUUUGAGGUCCGAGUGGCCGAGUAUCUGGAUUCUUACCCCGAGCCGGAGCCAAGUGGUGUGAACAAAUUUCUUAAAGGACUGGGAAACAAGAUGAAGCUCCUACAAAUUAAAUGAACACACACCAGCACUCUGGCUUUUACAUCAACGCCUUCAGAACACUUGUUGCUGCUGGACUUGCUGAGGAAAUGAAUAUGGAUGUGUCGACAUGUGAAUGGGACGGAGAAGAGUUCAGAAAGAGGUUCAUCUCAAAGCCAUGUAUGCAUGUUUGAAAGCAGUGCACUUUUAUUGGACGAAAACUGGACACGGUAUUUCCCUUUUUUGCCAUUUUUUUUUAAUGACACCUUGAGGACGAGGCACUGUGUCUUUGGAAAAUAAAAACAACAUUCCAGCUACUUCAUCUCAGUUAUCAACCUGAACACGUGGUUGUUACUAUUUUUGUUUACUUAGACAACGUGUGCAUUUUACAGAAUGCAACUUUAAUAUGUGAGCUGCAGUCUUGUAAGUACUUUACAAUUUAAAAUCUGUAUGGUUCCAACCUGAUGCAUGUUUUUAUACUGUACAUUUUAAUGUAAAAUCCCAUUAUCCAUGUUGCAUUCCCUUCAGCACAGAACCGUUUACUUCAAUCUGUUUGUCUAUCAGAUCAAGUUUGUAUUGUUUAUUGACUCUGAUCAGAACAUUUCAAGUGUUAUCACUCCUCCUUAAUCACAAUGAAUACUCACAUUUUAAGGAAUUUGAUUCAUUUUCUAUCCUUGACCUUCUCCUUGUUAACUGGAGUUGUAAAUAUUUUCUUUACAUUUUGCACAAUGUUGAGAACCAGUGUACAGCCGUUGGAAUAUUUUUGUAUGAAAUCGUGAUGUGUCCUACUUUGAAUAAAUGGAACACCUUGGACAGCGUAA